This is a messenger RNA of Solanum pennellii, 4185 nucleotides long. RefSeq names its product TMV resistance protein N-like. Gene Ontology annotation, molecular function: ADP binding; protein binding. The coding region runs from base 20 to 3895 and encodes 1291 amino acids. Gene Ontology annotation, biological process: signal transduction; defense response. The record is from RefSeq and is a predicted model, not a curated record. Lineage: Eukaryota; Viridiplantae; Streptophyta; Magnoliopsida; Solanales; Solanaceae. The transcript is spliced from 7 exons.
GUGUGGAAAAUACAAGGAUAUGUUUCUUCGUAUUGCAUGCUUCUUUAGAGGAAAAAAGAAAAGUGAUGUGAUGACCAUACUGAAUAAGUUUGGCUUCAUAUCAGAAAAGGGAAUAUACCUCCUUACUGAAAGAUCACUUUUAUAUGUCUCAGAAGGAACUAUUGAGAUGCAUGACUGGAUAGCACAAAUGGGUUGGCAAGUGGCACGUGAUGCUGAGCAGCUCAAGCCAUGGAAUCGCAGUAGACUAUGGCAUGAAAAUGACACAAAAACUGUUUUUUCUGCUAAUCAGAUCACCAGAACUCUUACAUUUCCUGUGGCCCCCAAAAAUGAAUCGAUUCAGAAAUGGAAAUAUGAUGCCUUUUUGAGUUUUAAAGGAUAUGAUACCCGCAAUAACUUUGUUGCGCAUCUUUAUAAACGCUUGGAAGACAUAGGAAUUAAAGUUUUCAAAGAUGAUGUGAAACUUAAAAGAGGAAAGUUUAUUUCCACAGAACUCUUGAAAGCCAUUGAGGAAUCAAGAACUGCCAUUAUUAUCUUCUCCGAGGAAUAUGCUUCAUCCACCUGGUGCUUGGAGGAACUCACAAUGAUCAUGGAGUGUGUUGACAAGAAGGAACAGAAAGCAUAUCCUGUCUUCUAUAACGUCGAGCCAUCAGAUGUACGCAUGAAAGGUACGAACAGCAGCUUUGCUAGAGCGUUGGACAAACACGUGGAAGAUUUCAAGUCUAAUUUUGAAAAGUUGGUAACCAAACAUGAGGAAGAUCCCCAGUAUAGUUUGCAGAAGGUGUUAGCCAUAGACAUAACAGGUCUCAAGGAUAAUUUGGAGAAGGUACAGAGGUGGAAGCAUGCUCUACAUAAAGCUGCUGGUAUAGCAGGACUGGAUGUUCGUAAAACUGCCAAUGGGAAUGAAGCAGAAUCUAUCGACAAGAUUAUAAAUGAUAACUUCCAAAUUAUGCACCAUAGCGUUUCAGCUACUGAAAAAUGUCUAGUGGGAAUUGAAUCUCGUAUGGGUGAAGUAGAAUCAUUAUUUAAGGUUAGAUCAGGUGAUGUCUGUUUUGUUGGAAUAUGGGGGAUCGGUGGAAUUGGCAAGACAACUGUUGCAAGAACUUUUUUUGACAAGAUUUCGUGUCAAUUUCAAGGGUCUUGUUUUCUUGCAAAUGUCAGAGAAGAAUCAAAGAAGCAUGGGCUGAUGUACUUGCAAGAUACACUUCUUUCAAGAAUCUUAAACGAACAAAGAAUGAAUAUAGCAAGUUUAUAUGAAGGAGCCGACAUGAUAAAAAAAAGGCUUUGCCACUGGAAAGUUUUAAUUGUUUUUGAUGAUGUCGAUGAUGAACACCAAUUGGAAUAUUUAGUUGGAAAUCAUGGCUGGUUUGGUGAUGGAAGUAUAAUCAUUACAACAACUAGAAACCAAGAUUUACUACGUAGUCAUGACCUGUUAUAUUCUGUUCCUGAAUUGGCUGAAGAUGAGGCUAUUGAAGUUUUCAGUUGGCACGCUUUCCAGAAACAAACUCCUGAUAAAGAGUUUUUGCAACUCUCCAAAUCUGUAGUAGAUUAUGCUAAAGGCUUACCUUUAGCUCUUAAGGUCUUGGGUUCUUUUCUGUACAAACGAGGUGUAACUGAGUGGAGAAGUGCAAUAGAUAGACUCAGAGAUACUGGAUAUGAAAGAAUUGUUAAGCAGCUCAGUUUAAGUCUAGACGGAUUGAACCAUGAGGAGAAGAAUGUAUUUCUUGAUAUGGCAUGCUUCUUUAGAGGAAGAAAGAAAGAUGAUGUGGUAACAAUACUGAACAGUUUUGGCUUCCGAUCAGAGAUUGGAAUUGAUGUCCUCAUCCAAAAAUCACUUUUAUAUAUUUCAGAAGGAAAAGUUGAGAUGCAUGAUUUGAUUGAACAAAUGGGUCAGCAAGUGGCACGUAAUGUGGACCACGACAAGCCAUGGAAGCACAGUAGACUAUGGCAUGAACAAGAUAUAAAAACUGUUUUUUCUGCAGAUCAGAAGACAGAAUCAGUUAAAGGCAUAAUGGUACCAAUUGGCUCAGACCAACAUAUAUGCAAGUGGAGCAAAGCUUUCCGAAACAUGCCUUGUCUUAGGUUACUCAUUGUCAAAGGGGAGGAGGUCCGGCAUCAUGACCUUAUUUGUGACCCUAUUGAGUGUCUCCCCAGUAACUUGAAAUGGCUUGAUUGGUCAUACUACAGUUUUGAAUCUUUACCAGCAUAUUAUGAACCAGGAAACCUUGUUGGGCUCCACAUGCCUUUUAGUUCUCUUGUUGAAGUUGUCAAGGAACCGAAGGCAUUUGAUAAGUUGACAGUCCUCAAUUUAAGUUUUUCUAGAAAUUUAAUCCGAACGCCCAAUUUUUCGGAGAUCCCAAACCUGCAGAGGAUUAUACUGAAAAGUUGUGUAAGUUUGGCAGAAAUUCAUCCUUCCAUUGGCCAUCUCAGAAAGGUUACCUUUUUGAAUAUGGAAAACUGCAAAAGUCUCAAUUCUUUACCAAGCAGUAUUCAAAUGGAAUCUCUUGAAAUUUUCAAUCUCUCAGGUUGUGAGAAGUUAGAAAAAUUUCCAGAAAUUCAGGGAAAUAUGGAAUUGCUAUCAGAACUCCUUUUGGCACAUACUGCAAUAUGGGAACUUCCCUCAUCAGUUGGAAAGCUCAGUGGCAUCAGCUUGCUCGAUUUGCACUCAUGUAAAAACCUUGUAAGACUCCCAGCCAGUGUCUCUGAGAUGAGAAAGCUGAAAAUUUUGACUGUGAAAGGCUGCUCAAGACUUGCAAAGUUCCCUGAAAAUCUAGGUGAUCUAAACCAGAUGGAGGAGCUCUAUGCUGGUAACACUGCCAUUUGGAAACUACCAUAUUCUGUUAGAAACUUAAGCAAACUUAAAGUCCUAUCAUUAAGAAGAGGCCGGAAAGUAAAGCGUCAAACUGGUGACAGUUUGAUGUUACCCUCUUCCUGGGAGUUUCAUUGUUUGAGGAAAUUGAAAAGCUUAGAUCUCAGUGGAUGCAAUUUAUCUGAUAACCAAACUGCUGCUCUUAUGAACUUGCCUUCUUUGCUGGAAUUGAAUCUGAGCAGAAACAAGUUUAUUUCGUUACCUGAUACCAUCAGUCGACUUUCUCAGCUUCGAUAUCUCAACAUAACACAGUGUCAGGAACUUAAGGAACUUCCCAAACUUCCACCAAGUAUAAAGGAAUUAUAUGCAGAAGAUUUUUUGGCCAAGCAAAGUAUCGCAAAGCUACAAAUGUACCCGAGGUUGAAUUUGGUGUCAUUCACUAAUUAUAGUUUUGUUCAACAGUCUUAUACAAAGGAGAGCAAUGGUAGCUCAGUUUUGGAUGAGAUUCUUGGUUCGUUUCUUUCACACAACAUGGAUGAUGUGGUCCAGUCCUCUCUCAACUCCGAUUACAGGGUGACUUGUUCCAUCGUCUUUCCUGAAUGUGCAAUUCCCACGUGGUUUAAGCACCAGAGUGUUGGGGAAAAGAUGUUGCUCGAACUUCCUAUUAAUUGGUAUAAUGAUAAGUUCAAGGGCUUUGCUAUAUGCUGUGCCACUCUCAUGGGAGCAGGUGUGUUGAAUCCUGGUUCAGGGCUAUCCAAGAAGUAUGAUUAUGCUUUCGUCAAAGCUAAAUUGAUAUGCAAAGAUGAUUUAGAAGACCUUAAAGUGCUAGAGAAAGAAUGUAAAGUGGGAACAGCAUCUAGAACAUAUGGCUUGUGUGUUUGCUUUGUCUACAUACCAUUGUAUGCUUCACUGCAGGUGUCCGGCACAGAUGUUGGAAAAAUUAACCAGUAUAGCCUAUUUGAGGCAUCUCUCCAUGGGCGCAUUGUGAGACAGUGGGGAGUUCAUUUGAUCUAUGAGGAUGAAAGAACACUUUUUGCAAAAAAAUACGGAAGUCUUGGUCUCACACCACUUAAGCGGAAGAGAGGCUAAAUUAGCUCUAUAUGUUGGGAUAUCAAGGGGAUUACCAAGAAGACGAAUUUAAGUUGGUUGCAUAUAUGAAUAGUUUGACAUAUGGAUCAAAACAUGAUGGCGGAUCUCUUUGCAAAGGAAGAUGGUACAAGGAAAAAAAAUGAAGCAUAAUUAGAGAUUAUUUUUUCACUUUGAAAUUUAUUAGCAACUUAGUUACUUUUGCUAGAGUUUUUAAAAUUUUGAUUUAUGUAAAUAAUUUAGCUAAAUGUAUUAUAUUGUCAAUGCUAAUCAUUUGAUCCUUUAGUAUUCUA